ACUUCCAUCCUCCAUUAACUCUUGCUUCUUCUAAUCCACUACACUCUGCUUACUCUUUUCAUUUCCCAUACAAAUUUAUCAGCUUUUUGUUUCCCCUUGUGUCAACCCUUGUUGCUCUCUCAAGGGGUGCCUUUAGCUUAGUGUUUCUUAUUUUAAUUCCCAUCUCUGUUUAAUUCCUGGGAUUGUUGGUGGGUGUCUCUAAAAACAUGUGGGGUUUUAUUCUCUGCCUCUCUUUUGUGGCCAUUUCGUGAUUGUUCUUAAUCUGCAACCGUGAUUUCUGGGAUGGGUAUCUCCUUGUAUUCCCUCAUCAGGAACAUAAUGGGGCAUGGUUUUUAUUUAUAGUUUUCUUUGGUUUUGGGGGGCUUUUGAGUUUUUCAGUGUACUUCAGAUGUGUGAUGGGGAAAAGGGUAUGGAUUUCCUUGAUUAAUAGAUGGUAGUAGCUGAGUUCUUGGUUUGUAGGAGAGAAAGAUGGGAUCUGGGAAUGUGUUUUUCUCAGCUCAAGAGUUCAGUUUGGAUGACAAGUGGUUGGUCGAUCCUAAGCUGCUUUUUGUAGGGCCAAAGAUUGGAGAGAGUUCCCACGCCAAAGUCUAUGAAGGAAAAUACAAAAAUCAAAAUGUUGCCAUUAAACUUGUUCGUAGAGGGGAAACACCAGAAGAAAUUGCCAGGAGAGAAGCUCGGUUUGCAAGAGAGGUUGCUAUGCUAUCUAGAGUUCAGCACAAAAAUCUAGUUAAGUUUAUUGGUGCUUGCAAGGAACCUAUGAUGGUGAUAGUAACUGAGCUCCUACUAGGUGGGACUUUGCGUAAGUACCUGCUAAAUAUGCGACCAAGGCGCUUGGAUCUGCCUGUGGCCAUUGGAUUUGCACUUGACAUAGCUCGUGCAAUGGAGUGCUUACAUUCUCAUGGGAUCAUUCACCGUGACUUGAAGCCUGAGAACUUGAUCUUGACUGCAGAUCAUAGAACAGUGAAAUUAGCAGAUUUUGGUUUAGCCAGAGAAGAGUCUCUUACAGAGAUGAUGACUGCUGAAACUGGGACAUAUCGUUGGAUGGCUCCAGAGCUUUAUAGCACAGUUACAUUAAGGCAUGGAGAGAAAAAGCAUUACAAUCAUAAGGUGGAUGCCUACAGCUUUGCUAUUGUAUUGUGGGAACUCAUCCAUAAUAAGUUGCCUUUUGAAGGGAUGUCAAAUUUACAAGCAGCCUAUGCAGCUGCUUUUAAGAAUGUCAGGCCUAGUGCAGAUGACCUUCCAGAGGACUUGGCAUCAAUUGUGACUUCAUGCUGGCAAGAGGAUCCAAACUCUCGCCCUAACUUCACCCAAAUCAUCCAGACGCUUCUGAAUUAUCUCUCUACCAUUUCCCCACCAGAACCGGCAAUCCCUCCUCAGAUAAUGACAUCCAAGAAUGCUAUACUGCCACCUGAAUCUCCUGGCACAAGUUCAUUGAUGACUGCUUCAAGAGACAGGUCAAGAGAAACACGUAACGCCCCAAUGGAAGACAAACCAAGAGGUUUCUUCUUCUGCUUUAAGCAGUGUUACUGAUUCUUCCAUGGUACAAUUCUGUCAUCUAGGUAUCACAUUAUUUUUAGAAGAAUCCAAUAAAGUCAUAGUCCUGCAUAUCACAAAAACACGACCCCAUAAGAAAUGUCACUCUAGUUAGAUGGGUUAGAAGUAAGUAUAAGAAAUGUCACUCUAAUUAGAUGAGUUAGACAUAAGCUGCUAUGUGUUGGUUAACCUUGAAUGUAUCUGCUGAUCAAAAGGGGAAAAAAGGACCUUGCAUGUAUCUUGACAAAUAAAUUGUAUUCUGCUCUAAUUUUAGAUCCAUUCUUGGGAACUUUGGAGUUGGGGUUGCUGUCAUGCAAUGUCCAUUGUAAAUAAGGUUCCCAUCCAAAGUCCUCUGCU
Rubroshorea leprosula is the source of this 1890-nucleotide messenger RNA. NCBI's taxonomy places the organism in Eukaryota, Viridiplantae, Streptophyta, Magnoliopsida, Malvales, Dipterocarpaceae. The record is from the annotation of a GenBank genome assembly.